Brassica napus (rape) is the source of this 946-nucleotide messenger RNA. RefSeq lists its product as uncharacterized. Lineage: Eukaryota; Viridiplantae; Streptophyta; Magnoliopsida; Brassicales; Brassicaceae. The record is from RefSeq and is a predicted model, not a curated record. The transcript is spliced from 5 exons. The coding region runs from base 422 to 784 and encodes 120 amino acids.
AAGAAACGCCUCUUGAUGCCAAGCGUAGCUUUCGUAGUGUUUUGGGAGGAGAAAACGAGGGGAGAAAAAAUCAGUUUGAAGGGGAAGAAAAAAUUUUGGUCUCGGUUUCCUCCUUCUCAUCUCCACGUUGAUUUCUUCUGGGUUUUAUGAUUCUUGUUCAAGUCUUUGAUCAGAUUCUUUAAUCGCAUCAAAGACCCAAUUUUUUAUUUGUCUGCAUGAUCAUCCUCAGAUGGGUGGAUCAGACGAGAACAAGCACGGAGUUAUCGGACCCAUGAAUCCACAAGGUGGUUUACGUGGAGGAAAGGUGAAUCCGGCGAAUGGGCAGACAUGAAGAGCACUCAGUAACAUAAACAAGAACAUCAUCGGAGCUCCGGUUUAUCCUUGUGCUGUCAACAAGUGACCGUUGUCUGAGAAGAAUGUGAUGUGUAACAAGAAGAUUCCACCACCUGUUCCAGUGCAUCGACCAAUCACUAGAAAGUUUGCUGCUCAAUUAGCUGAGAAUAAUCCCCAAACCAAGAAGGAGGUAGUGAUGACGAUGAGAACACGAGGAGGAGGUGAGGCUGUACUUCAUUUACUAAACCGUACCCGUGAGCUUUACAGGCGUAGAAUCCAAGAAACAGCUAGUGUGGAUCAGCUGGAUUCUAUAUUUGUAGAGUGUGCCAUUACAGAAGCACAGCCUCUUGGGCACGAGCCAACAUCAUCAACAGACCUAAAUGGCACCAGAGAAAGAGUUACAGCGGAUGCUCAUGGGAACUCUAUCCUGGAGAAAAGCGUACUGGUGUAGUAAUAUGUGAUACAAGGAUGCUAUUUUGUUUUGCCAUGACAUAUCGCUUCUGCUGUAAUGUGUUAGUUGAUGUUGUUGAUCUUUGAACGCAAUGGGAAAUGUAUAACGCUUGCAACUUUGUCUCAUGCCUCAGCAUCCUAUAGACUUGUAAUGUUUCUUAUG